Molecule: messenger RNA, 1673 nt
Organism: Ilyonectria robusta
Lineage: Eukaryota; Fungi; Ascomycota; Sordariomycetes; Hypocreales; Nectriaceae
Product: UEV domain-containing protein
Exons: 4
Coding region: 113-1639 (508 amino acids)
Biological process (GO): protein modification process; protein transport; endosome to lysosome transport
Cellular component (GO): ESCRT I complex
Molecular function (GO): ubiquitin binding
Source: RefSeq, a predicted model, not a curated record
GUCAUCCCGCCAAGCUGGCCAGGCCAGGCAGGUGCGCGGGUACUGACGUCUUGAUCCUCCCUCUGCCUCUCCCUCUCCCUCUCCAACGCCGGCUAGCUCGAGCAUCAUCACGAUGCCCGUCCAGCAGCAUGUCUUGAACUGGCUGUACAGCGUCCUCACCAGCGAAUACCACGAUGUGAACCGCGCAUACAACGACGUCGCCCAGGCGCUCACCCAGUAUCCCUCCCUCACGCCGCGAACAGAUGUGCAUACCUUCUCGAAUGGCGCCAAUGCUUUGCUCCUCCACCUCAUUGGCACCCUCCCCGUCAACUUCCGCGGCACCACCUACCGAUUCCCAGUCUCGAUAUGGGUCCCUCACGCAUACCCACGAGAGCCACCUAUGGUCUAUGUUGUGCCCACAGAGAACAUGAUGAUCCGCCCAGGCCAGCACGUCGAUCCCCAGGGCCUCGUGUAUCACCCGUACCUCGUUCGGUGGGCUGAGUUCUGGCAUAAAUCGAAUCUACAAGACUUGUUGGGAAUCGUGACCGAUAUCUUUGCCAAAGAACCUCCCGUCAUCUCCCGACAGCAAGUAAACUCGGCCCAGGUUCCUCAGCCGGGGCCGACUCCACCUCCGGUCCCGCCCCUGCCUCCGGGCAUGGCUCCACGCCCGACUACACAAGACCAGCCCGCCGCUGAGCAACAACGUCCGCCUCCGCCACCCCCUAAGGGUCCUCAGAGCAUACCAUCCAAUCCGCAGAGCCCAAUCCCAGCUGGACCACCUCUCUCUCCACUUCCCCAGGGCUCUCCUGCCGACUCUCACCGGCCAUCGCGUUACGAUUCCGCUCCUCCUUUGCCACCUCAGGCCAGCAGUGGAGAGUCUUUAGACCCUAGAUUUGCCCGGCCUCCCGUACAUCAUCAAGCAAGUCAUGCGCCAGCCCCAGAGCACGCAAGGGCUAUGCAACCCCAUUACUUCAAUCCUGCCCAAUCGCAAACACCAGUCACUCAGCGGCAAUGGCAGACGCCGCAGCAGCCGCAAACGUGGAGCCAGGCGCCUCCACCACCCCAAGCCCAGGCGAAGCCCCCUCCCCCUCCUGAUCUACUCGACGAGCCCCUAGCUCUAAACGUCCCGACCGCCUCAACCAUUCCUGCUCCGCCUAUUCCUCCUAACCCUGAAAAGGAUGCUCUACUUCACCAGCUAGCUCAAACGCUGUGCACAAUACGAGUACGCGCUCGACAGCAAAACGACUCCAGUAUGGCAGGUCUACAAGCGCAGCGAACGGCCAUGUUGUCAGCCAUGCCAGUCUUGCACUCGGAGGCGGGACAAUUAGCGCAACUUUCAAGCAUCCUCACGUCAAACUCGAAUAUUCUACAUGACGCACUACACCAGGCAGAUGGUGUAAUUGAAGGAUCGAGAAAUCACCCACUCCCCGACGUGGAUGAGCUACUAGUGGCGCCAACCGUGGUGGCCAACCAGCUUUAUACGUUGGUGGCAGAGGAGAGAGCGUUGGGAGAUGCGAUCUUCAUGCUUGGACGUGCAGUGGAGCGAGGCCGCAUUUCGCCUGCCGUUUUUGCUAAAAUGACAAGGUCUCUCGCUCGCGAAUGGUAUUUGAAGAAGGCCCUGGUGCGUAAGAUUGGGCAAGGAAUGGGAUUGGCAUCGUGACGCGGUGAAGAGUAUAAUGAUCUGUCAUCACGGA